Raphanus sativus (radish) is the source of this 1081-nucleotide messenger RNA. Its product is annotated as factor of DNA methylation 1. Gene Ontology annotation, biological process: gene silencing by siRNA-directed DNA methylation. The transcript is spliced from 4 exons. NCBI's taxonomy places the organism in Eukaryota, Viridiplantae, Streptophyta, Magnoliopsida, Brassicales, Brassicaceae. Bases 189 to 908 code for a protein of 239 amino acids. The record is from RefSeq and is a predicted model, not a curated record.
AUUAGACGGAUCCGUAAAAGGUUGGUACAGAUACUACAUCGUUUUCUUCUCCUCUUCUCUUAAAAGUUAAAAGGAUGAAACUGAGAUAGGCGGCGGCGUAGUCUGAAUCGAACUUGAGAGAAACAAUAUAGUUCUUCCUUUAUUCUUCACCUAAAGCAAAGUGACGUGGAAGCGAAAAAAAAGUAAAGAUGAACGACGACAUGAACGAAGUGCUGAACAGAUUCAAGGAAGAGAGAGAGCAGCUGAUGAAAACAUUUACCGAAGGGUACAAGAAGCUACUCAAGGACAAGGACGAAGAGCUCGAGAAAAUGUUCAAGGACAAGAACGAAGAGCUCGAAGAAGCAAUGAAGGAAGAGCGUAGCGAGUUUGAAGAUCUAGAGUAUAUAAACACGGCGCUCUGCAUCAAAUUACGCCAAACCAAUGAUGAGAUCCAAGAAGCACACCAAGAAUUAAUUACUGGAUUGAGAGGCUUAUCGGGGGGUGAAAGAUCCACGAUCGGAGUAAAGACGAUGGGACAAGUUGAUGAAAAGCCUUUCCUGAGAGUAUGCGAGCAGAGAUUCAGUGGCCAAGACGUUGCGCUGCAAAGCGCCAGGCUUUGCUCGGAAUGGCAGGAACGCGUCGGUGAUCCACGAUGGCAGCCAUUUAAAAUUCAGACAUGUGGAGAUAAAUUUGAGGAGGUUGUGGAUGAGGAAGAUGAGGAACUUAAGAAACUGAGCGAAGAGUGGGGAGAAGAUGCGAAGAAGGCAGUUAAGACAGCACUCGAGGAGAUGAACGAGUUUAACGCAAGUGGUCGUUUUAUAGUUCCUGUACUGUGGAAUUUUGGACAUGGGAGAAGAGCAACACUCAAGGAAGGGAUUGCUGCUCACGUGAAGCAUCAGAUCAACACUCUUAAACGCAAACGAACCUGAAAGCAAGCAAAGCAAUAUUGAUCCUGUUGAUUGGUGGUUGUAAAAAUGUUUGAACCUCUUUUCGUUAGUCUGUGUUUCUCAUUUUGUAUUUCAUUAACUAAAACCCAUGGACGGUUCUUUUUGGAACUUUCGCUUCUGUAUUUCCUAUGAAUAUAAACUAGAUUAAGCUCGUA